AUGCGAAGGUAUUUCCAUCCUUUUAACCAUCUUCACGAGAGAUGUUCCACCUUUCUUCCUAUUUCAGACUAGCCAUCUUUUUUCUGGCAGUGAAUCUGAGAGAUCCCAGCAAGCUUACGUCACUUUCAAAGACUCACAGGGCGCAGACACAGCUAUCCUUCUGUCCGUGAGUUCGUGCUUAGUUUCUAGUAUUAUUGUGUUCUUUUUUUCUAACUAUCCCGGCGUGCAAGUCUUCAUAUCUGGUCAAGAAGGGGAACACAUUGUUCAUGCGUUUUCUCAUUGAUUGCUUGAUGCAGGGUGCAAUCAUAGUCGAUAUGCCUGUGAAUAUAAUCCCAAUUGAGAAUUACCAACUCCCACCCGAAGCUUUUUCAGGAGAGACGGUAAAUCAUUUCGAUUUAGUUCCCUGAUUGAUAUACCUAUGGAUACUAAGGCCACACGGUUUAGCUGCUCAGUUGUUCAAUAGCAUCAAUUCUCUGACAUUUCUGACAGGUGUUUGACAUCCAAUUUUUUUUUCAUCUGGUAUAUGUUUCAACUGCUGGACCUAAUAUGUCAAGCUCCAAGUCAAUGAGAACUCUUAGAGAAUCAGGGUCUAAUAAUGCAUACGUAGAUUCAUUUCUACAAAUUUUGUAUCUCAUGUGUUCCAACUCCUAUGAACUUUAGCUAUGGUUAUAAGUAAAUGAGACCAUUAUGCAGAUAAAUUUUGUGUACACGCCCAUCUGUGUGUCAUUAUUUUCACCUACUGGGCCUAGCAUAUCAAGUCCCAAGUUCCCAUACCUUAGAUGCUGAUUCGUUAUCUUAUUUCCUCUUAAACGUGAAGGGGAACGGAUUCCCAGCUGCUGACUCUGCGGUGAAGAAGGCAGAGGACAUGGUGAGCAGCAUGCUGGCCAAGGGGUUUGUCCUGGGCAAGGACGCCCUCAGCAAGGCCAAGUCCUUCGAUGAACGGCACCACCUGCUAUCCAAUGCCUCCGCCACCGUGGUCUCCUUGGACCGCAGGAUUGGGCUGAGCGAGAAGAUCAGCUUGGGCACAGCAGUCGUAAAUGAGAAGGUCAGGGAGGUGGACCAGCGCUUCCAGGUCUCUGAGAUCACAAGGUCUGCCCUUGCCGCCGCAGAGAACAAGGCCAGCAGUGCCGGCUCGGCCCUCAUGAGCAACCGCUACGUCUCCACAGGGGCAUCAUGGGUCUCUAGCGCUCUCAGCAAGGUUGCCAAGGCAGCUGAGGACGUGACCAUGAUGACCAGGGAGAAGGUGGACAAGGCCGAAGAGGAGAAGAAGGAGAUUAUCUACCGACAUAGAACCGGGAUCGUCAACGACUUCGCCCAGAUCCACCUUGAUGAGUCUCUCCCAGGGGAGCCAGCGAUUGUGCCUGUGGAUUCUGCUGACGAAAGGAAGAUUGCAAUCAUAUGA
Molecule: messenger RNA, 1402 nt
Organism: Spirodela intermedia
Lineage: Eukaryota; Viridiplantae; Streptophyta; Magnoliopsida; Alismatales; Araceae
Source: the annotation of a GenBank genome assembly